UUCAAAUUUGAAAAAAACAAACGACUAUUCAGACCCCACACCACCACCACUCUCAACUUUCUCGGGGGGAAAGAAAUCUCUCGCCACCAAUAAAAAUUCAAAUUAGUAGCUGAAGCGCACCACCAUUCUCACGCUGCACAUAUUCUUCUCCCAAGGUCCCGCAACGAACGAUUCGAUCGAAAGCGAGCCAUGAGUUGUCUCUUUCGUUGCUUCCGCGCCAGAGCCGAGCGAUCUACCAUCGACGACUCCGUCUCUCAACCUCCCGGCCUCAACUCCAACAGAAGCGGCCAUGACUCGACGAAUCGUUUAUCAGCUUUAUUUCUCUCUCAAGAGAAAGCAGAUUCAUCGCCUUGUCAUCAUCACAGUCAAGGAUCUGGUUUGCAUAUUCACAAAGAUCUCCAGUAUGAGGCUCAGCUUCUCAAAACUUGCAGCGCAGCAACAGCCACACCGAUUGAAAUUAGGAAGACAUCCGAAGAACUGGAAACUCCUCAACGUGGAAAACAGUUUACAUCUUCCCAAUUUCAUUCCUGGAUCUCUGAUGCAGUCUUUCACUUGGAUGAAGCAAAAACAGAUGAACCCUGUGGAGAGUUUUCUGAGCAAACUCCUAGCAGUUGCAUGACCGAUGCCCGAAACAGUGCAAGGAUCUCCACUGGGUAUAGUGAUGCUGGUGAAGAAAGCAUUGGUACUGAGUUUAGAGAUGGCCUGGUGGAUAGAUCCAGCAAGGCGCCAGUCACAGAUGGAAACAUUACAGGAAAGAAGGAACCAGUGAGGUUUGAAUGUGACUUUGAUCGAUCUUACUCUUUUAGUUCUUCCAAGAACAGCAUUUCAAAGAUACCAGAGAAGGCUGGAAAGACCUCAUUGAAGCUAUCUGAUGAGAUUCAAACUCCUGGAACCAUGAUUCCUGCAAAUAUGGAAUCAGCAGCAAGAGGGAGAGCAAGAACCAGGUCGCAGCGUGUGCAUUCACCUUCCAAUCUCAUUGCAAACGCCUCCAUAUGCAAUCUCCCUGAAGAUUCAGAUGAAAUCCAAGAACACACUAAAGUGCAGGCUUGCAAAGAGAAGAAAGAAACUGAAUCUCUCUUAUCAGUAACUUGCGAGGGAAAGUUGGAAGAGAGUUCAGAGAAGAGUGAACAAAACAUGACGGAUGUAUCAACCAUAACUUAUGGGGACAGGCCUAUCAUUGGAACUGCUGCUGCUCACUGGAACGAGAAAGAGCAGUCUCAAAUCUCACCCAAAUGGUGGGAUGGUAAUGGGAUACCAAACUCUACAAACAAGUACAAAGAGGAUCAGAAAGUGAGAUGGCACGCAACAUCAUUCGAGGAGAGAUUGGAGAAAGCACUUUCAGAAGAAGGUGGUCACUGUUUCAUCCCAUCACGAAAACUUGAAGUAAUGGAAGAUGCGGAAAGGGACACAGCUAUGUCACAGCUGCAUCAUCCAGCGCAAUCCACAUCAAUCGUUUCCUUCUGAUCAUUGAGUAUUGUUGAGACAAUAUUGGCUUUCGUACAGAAUGGUUAUCAUGAGUUCAUGACUCAUGAGCAAUAUGAUACGUAGAAGAAUCUAUAUAGCAAACUAUACACGACGGUUCAUGGUUUCAUAAAAACUUUAUAUUGCAAGUCCUGAAUCUAUUUUAGAUUUUUUUUUAUAAUAUUCAUUAUCUAGUGAUU
Raphanus sativus (radish) is the source of this 1661-nucleotide messenger RNA. RefSeq names its product protein JASON. Bases 190 to 1464 code for a protein of 424 amino acids. The transcript has 7 exons. Gene Ontology annotation, biological process: male meiosis II. NCBI's taxonomy places the organism in Eukaryota, Viridiplantae, Streptophyta, Magnoliopsida, Brassicales, Brassicaceae. The record is from RefSeq and is a predicted model, not a curated record.